AUGAAUAACUAUAAAGUAGAGAAAAUCGAUUGGGAUGCCCCAGAAGAACCGGUAACCGAGGUUGUUGAAAAUUUGGAAGAAUUGAGAGAUGUUCUUGUGAAUCAGAAUGGUAAAGAAUCUCUUGCUGCUCGUUUCCGUGUUUUGUUCACAUUGAAAUCCAUUGGUGAAAGUUUUACCAAUGACGUCGCAAGGGCCAACACCGCCAUCGAUUACAUCAACCAAGCGUUCGCGGACAACUCUGAGCUUCUCAAACAUGAAGUUGCUUAUGUUUUAGGGCAGACCAAGAACCUCCACGCCACAAAAUACUUGAGAGAUGUGUUGAGUGAUACUGAUCAACAAUGUAUGGUUCGUCAUGAGGCUGCUGAAGCGUUGGGUGCGUUGGGUGAUGAAGAUAGCUUGAACUUGUUGACAGAAUUCUUCAAGAACGAUCCAUUAGUGGAAAUCAGAGAGACUUGCGAAUUGGCAAUUGAACGGAUCAAGUGGCAAAAGGAACAACAAAAACAAAAAGAAGAAUUGGAAUCGUCGUUGUACUCGUCAAUUGACCCUGCCCCACCAUUGCCAAUCGACAACAAGCACUCUGUGGCUGAAUUACAAAAAAUUCUUAAUGAUCAAGACGUGCCAUUGUUCAAACGGUACCGUGCGAUGUUCACGUUGCGAGACAUUGGUAACGAUGAGGCGUGUAUGGCCCUUGCUACCGGGUUUGCCGAUAAGUCUGCCCUUUUCAAGCACGAGAUUGCUUAUAUUUUUGGCCAGAUUUGUAACCCAGUGGUGGUUCCUGACUUGAUCAAGGUGUUGAAUGACGAAUCCGAAGCUCCAAUGGUCAGACACGAAGCGGCUGAAGCCUUGGGGGAUAUUGACAGUUCCGAAGUGAUUCCUAUCUUGAAGAAGCAUCUCACUGAUAAAAACACCGUGGUUAAAGAAAGUGCAAUCGUUGCCUUGGAUAUGAAUGAGGAGUACCAAGUUGAUUAG
Molecule: messenger RNA, 969 nt
Organism: Saccharomycopsis crataegensis
Lineage: Eukaryota; Fungi; Ascomycota; Saccharomycetes; Ascoideales; Saccharomycopsidaceae
Gene: LIA1
Product: deoxyhypusine monooxygenase
Exons: 1
Coding region: 1-969 (322 amino acids)
Biological process (GO): peptidyl-hypusine biosynthetic process
Molecular function (GO): deoxyhypusine monooxygenase activity
Source: RefSeq, a predicted model, not a curated record